Messenger RNA from Oxyura jamaicensis (ruddy duck), 4387 nucleotides. It is a transcript of the gene ATP11A, whose product is annotated as ATPase phospholipid transporting 11A. Gene Ontology annotation, biological process: phospholipid translocation. The record is from RefSeq and is a predicted model, not a curated record. The transcript is spliced from 30 exons. Gene Ontology annotation, cellular component: trans-Golgi network; plasma membrane; recycling endosome. NCBI's taxonomy places the organism in Eukaryota, Metazoa, Chordata, Aves, Anseriformes, Anatidae. Bases 187 to 3771 code for a protein of 1194 amino acids. Gene Ontology annotation, molecular function: magnesium ion binding; ATPase-coupled intramembrane lipid carrier activity; ATP hydrolysis activity.
CCGGGCGGCUGCGGGCUCCGCUCGCCCUGCGAGGCGUUGCGGCGGGGCAUGAGGGGCCGCGGGGCACCGCGCCGCAGCGGCGGCGGCAGCAGCAGCAGCAGCGGCGGAGACCGGUGCGAGGCUUAGCCCAGGAGCGGCGGCGGUGGCGGCGGCGGCUCCCCGCAUGUGGGUAGCGGGCCGCCCGCCAUGGAUUGCAGCCUCCUGCGGACCCUCGUCAGCCGCUACUGUGCUGGAGAAGAGAAUUGGGUGGACAGUCGGACUAUUUAUGUGGGGCAUCGUGAACCACCUCCCGGCACUGAAGCAUACAUUCCACAGAGAUUUCCAGAUAACAGGAUAGUCUCGUCAAAGUACACAUUUUGGAACUUUAUACCGAAAAAUUUGUUUGAGCAGUUCAGAAGAAUAGCUAACUUCUAUUUUCUCAUCAUUUUUCUUGUUCAGUUAAUUAUUGAUACACCAACUAGUCCAGUUACAAGCGGACUUCCACUUUUAUUUGUCAUCACUGUAACAGCUAUCAAACAGGGUUAUGAAGAUUGGCUUCGACAUAAAGCUGACAAUGCAAUGAACCAAUGCCCUGUUCAUUUCAUUCAACAUGGUAAACUGGUUAGAAAGCAAAGCCGAAAAUUGAGAGUUGGAGAUAUUGUGAUGGUAAAAGAAGAUGAAACAUUCCCGUGUGACUUAAUAUUUCUAUCCAGUAGUAGAGGAGAUGGAACAUGUUUUGUUACGACAGCUAGUUUGGAUGGUGAAUCCAGUCAUAAGACUCACUAUGCUGUUCAAGAUACAAAGGCAUUUCACAGUGAACAAGAAAUUGAUGCAUUGCAUGCUACGAUUGAAUGUGAACAACCUCAGCCUGACCUUUAUAAAUUUGUUGGUCGAAUAAAUAUUUACCAUGAUAGUAAUGAGCCUACUGCAAGGCCAUUAGGAUCCGAAAAUCUGCUCCUUAGAGGAGCCACUUUAAAGAAUACAGAAAAAAUCUUUGGUGUUGCUAUCUACACUGGCAUGGAAACUAAGAUGGCAUUAAAUUACCAGUCAAAAUCACAGAAACGCUCUGCUGUAGAAAAAUCAAUGAAUGUAUUCCUUAUUGUAUACCUCUGUAUUCUCAUCAGUAAAGCACUCAUAAAUACUGUCCUGAAGUAUGUCUGGGAGCUUGAAGACUCCCGUGAUGAGCCAUGGUAUAAUUGGAAAACAGAGCCAGAAAGGAAAAGGAAUGAGUUCCUUCAAGCAUUUACAGACUUCCUUGCGUUCAUGGUUCUUUUCAACUACAUUAUUCCCGUAUCCAUGUAUGUCACUGUAGAAAUGCAAAAAUUUCUUGGUUCUUAUUUCCUUACAUGGGAUGAGGAGAUGUUUGAUGAAGACACAGGUGAAGGACCACUGGUGAAUACUUCUGACCUCAAUGAAGAGUUAGGACAGAUAGAGUAUGUCUUCACAGAUAAAACAGGAACAUUAACGGAGAACAACAUGGAAUUUGUAGAAUGUUGCAUUGAGGGGCAUGUUUAUAUACCGCAUGUUAUCUGCAAUGGCCAAAUUCUCCAUGAUUGUACAGGCAUUGAUAUGAUAGAUUCUUCUCCAGGAGGAAUUGGAAAGGAGAGAGAGGAGCUAUUUUUCCGAGCUCUUUGUCUUUGCCACACUGUUCAAGUAAAAGAUGAUGAUAAUGUAGAUGGAUUGAAGAAAAACCAUCUCUCAAGAAGAUCUCGUAUAUAUAUAUCAUCAUCACCUGAUGAAGUUGCUUUAGUUGAGGGAAUACAGAGACUUGGUUACACCUAUCUAAGCCUGAAGGACAAUUACAUGGAGAUCUUAAAUCGGGAAAAUAACAGAGAAAAGUUUGAAUUAUUAGAGGUUUUGAGUUUUGAUUCUGUGAGACGGAGAAUGAGUGUAAUUGUUAAAUCUUCAACAGGUGAUAUAUUUCUGUUUUGUAAGGGAGCAGAUUCUUCCAUAUUUCCUAGAGUUAAAGAAGGCAAAAUUGACCAAAUACGAUCCAGAGUUGAACGCAACGCAGUGGAGGGACUGCGAACGCUGUGUGUUGCAUAUAAAAAGCUCACAGCUGAAGAAUAUAGCAAUGCACAGAAGCUGCUUCAAAAUGCAAAGUUGGCCCUCCAGGACCGGGAAAAGAAAUUGGCAGAAGCGUAUGAGAAGAUAGAAAGAGAUUUUAUUUUACUUGGUGCUACAGCUGUUGAAGAUCGGCUACAAGAAAAAGCUGCUGACACUAUUGAAGCACUCCAGAAAGCUGGGAUUAAAGUGUGGGUUCUGACGGGAGACAAAAUGGAGACUGCUGCAGCUACUUGCUAUGCUUGCAAACUCUUCCGGAGAAAUACACAAAUACUUGAGUUAACGACAAAGAAAAUUGAGGAGCAGAGUUUACACGAUGUGCUUUUUGAUCUAAGCAAAACUGUCCUAAGACACAGUGGCAGCCUAACCAGGGAUAGUUUGUCAGGACUUUCAACUGAUAUGCAAGAUUAUGGUUUAAUUAUUGAUGGAGCAGCAUUAUCAUUAAUAAUGAAACCAAGACAAGAUGGGAGCUCAGCUAACUACAGAGAGCUCUUUCUUGAAAUUUGUAGAAACUGCAGUGCAGUGUUAUGCUGUCGAAUGGCACCUCUACAAAAAGCACAGAUUGUAAAAUUGAUUAAGUUAUCAAAGGAGCACCCUAUCACAUUAGCAAUUGGUGAUGGAGCAAAUGAUGUCAGUAUGAUUCUAGAAGCACAUGUUGGUAUAGGAAUCAUUGGCAAAGAAGGUCGUCAGGCAGCAAGAAACAGUGACUAUGCAAUACCUAAAUUUAAACAUUUGAAAAAAAUGUUGCUUGUUCAUGGGCAUUUCUAUUAUGUUAGAAUAUCCGAACUUGUGCAAUACUUCUUUUAUAAGAAUGUCUGCUUCAUUUUUCCUCAGUUUUUAUAUCAGUUCUUCUGUGGAUUUUCACAACAGCCUUUAUAUGAUACUGCGUAUCUAACACUGUACAAUAUCAGCUUCACUUCCCUUCCUAUCCUCUUGUACAGUCUAAUGGAACAACAUGUCAGUGCAGACACACUCAAGAGAGAGCCUUCCUUAUACAGAGAUGUUGCCAAGAAUGCUUUGUUGCGCUGGCGUGCGUUUAUUUAUUGGACAUUCCUAGGAGUGUUUGAUGCUGUGGUAUUUUUCUUCGGUGCCUAUUUCUUGUUUGACAACACAAUUGUGACCAGCAAUGGACAGAUGUUUGGAAACUGGACCUUUGGAACACUGGUGUUUACUGUGCUUGUAUUCACGGUUACGUUAAAGCUUGCACUAGAUACACACUAUUGGACAUGGAUAAAUCACUUCAUGAUCUGGGGAUCACUACUAUUCUACAUUGUCUUUUCUCUGCUCUGGGGAGGAAUUAUUUGGCCUUUUCUCAAUUAUCAGAGGAUGUAUUAUGUGUUCAUGCAAAUGCUCUCUAGUGGUCCUGCGUGGCUGGGUAUAAUUCUGCUCAUAACUGUCAGCCUUCUUCCAGAUGUUAUCAAGAAGGUCUUAUGCAGACAGUUGUGGCCUACAGCAACAGAAAGAAUCCAGAAUGCAUCAAGGCACUGCCGGGACCACAUCUCGGAAUUUACACCUCUUGCCUGUCUGAAAAGCCCAAGAUAUAGGAGCAAUGACUGCAGCAGUUCCCCAGCAAGAAGGUCUAAUUCUCAUUCUAAAAAAAUGAUGUUUACGCACUGGAGAGGCAUUGAUUAUUCAGUACUUCCAUCUGUCUUUGGCUAUUCAAAUAAACAUUGUCGUUCCAGUGCAGGCUACCACUACAGUGGGUCAGGUUUGGAAACAUCUGUAUGACAGAACACCAACUCAAGCCUUUAAAAACUGUACCUUUGUUUAUUUCUUUUUUCAGGAAACAAACAUGUCACAUAUUAAACUAUACGUGGCUUUUGCUGUCUGAGGUAAUGUUCAGACAAACAGGAUCAAGAGCUGGAAGUACGAAACCUUCCAGGCCAAUAGGCCUCUUUUUAUGUUUUGAACUACUGGAGCAAUGAACAAUCUGCACAGUCUGGUACUGUGAGACUGGUAGCACUAAAAUUUCUCUUCAUCCUGUGUCAAGACUUUUGUGCAUUUAUUGCUUCUGUCAUCGUUAGUCAUUUUCUUUGUUACUUGAAGUGUAUAGUUUGAGUCAGUGACCUACAUUUUGAGAUCAACAGUUUUAAUUUUCAGCCAGAAGCGAUGACCUCAGUUAUCUUCAAUGAAAGUCUCCUAAAGCAUAUUUAAAAAGUGCUGUUUCUGAUUUUCCUCUGUCCUUUUUCUUUCUUUGCUCUUUCUGUAGAACAAACUGGUGUUUCCUCUGUGCAAAUCUGCUUUCAAGAAACACUCUCUAAUGUUCACUUCCUUGUAAGUGGCCAAAUCAGGGCUAUGUAUGGUUUUCAGUUAGUUUUCCCCUGUAGAAAGAUAGGCAUAACAA